Molecule: messenger RNA, 759 nt
Organism: Paracoccidioides brasiliensis Pb18
Exons: 4
Coding region: 1-759 (252 amino acids)
Molecular function (GO): oxidoreductase activity
Source: RefSeq, a predicted model, not a curated record
AUGUCUGGCCGUCUAACAGGAAAGGUUGCCAUCGUCACUGGUGGUGGCUCUGGAUUCGGUGCUGCAAUCGCAAAACGCUAUGCACAGGAGGGGGCCAAGGUGAUUAUUGGUGAUAUCAAUGUUGCCGGUGGUGAGAAAGUAGCCUCUGAAAAUCCAGAGAGCAUCGUGUUUACGAAGAUGGAUGUGACCAAGGAGGAAGACUGGACUGUUGUGGUUGAGUUAGCAGCGAGCAAGUUUGGCGAAGUAAACAUCUUGGUGAAUAAUGCGGGCACCACAUAUAGGAAUAAGCCUUCAACGGAAGUGACAUUAGACGAAUUCCAGCGUGUCUUCGACGUUAACGUCAAGAGCAUCUUCCACGCCUCGAAAAGCUUCAUCCCUAAACUCAUCGAACAAGGCAAAGGUGGCUCGAUAAUCAAUAUCUCCUCCACCGGGGCCUCCCGACCCAGACCGGGCCUUGUAUGGUACAAUGCCUCCAAGGGUGCUGUUUCGAAUGUAACGAAGGGCCUUGCUGCUGAAUAUGGCCCGAAUCAAAUCCGAAUUAACAACGUCUGCCCCUUGCUGUGUGGCACGGGCCUGUUUGAGAUGUUUGUUGGUGUGCCGAAUACUCCUGAGAACCGGUCCAAGUUUAUUUCGAACGUCCCUCUGGGUCGACUGACGGAGCCCGAUGACGUUGCGAAUAUGUGCUUGUAUUUGGGCAGUGAUGAGGCGGCAUUUAUCAACGGGACGGAUAUGAUUGUUGAUGGAGGAAAAUGUAUUUAA